AUGGGAGGUUCGGCUCGGGAGAGCUCGGAGGACUGCCGAUUUCUGGACGCAGAAGCAUCCAAGGCGCAGAAGAAAACCUGCACCAGAUACCAGCUCUGCGGACUGCUCCUCAGCGUCCUGCUCGUUUCUCUUAUUCUGAUAUUUUUUGGUGUCAAGUAUCUCUGGAACCCAACACCCAGAAAAGUUUAUGACAUGGAACACACCUUCUUCAGCCAUGGUGAGAAGAAGAAGAUUGUGAUGGAGAUUGACCCACUGGCCAGGACAGAAACCUUCAGGAGCGGGAAUGGCAGUGAGGAAAUCUUGGAGAUCCAUGACUUCAAAAAUGGAAUAACUGGCAUCUUCUUUGUGGGACUUCAAAAAUGCUUCAUCAAAACUCAGACUAAAGUCCUCCCUGAGACGACAGAGGCCAAAAUCCCUGAGCUUGAGGGAGAAGAAAUCACAACAACCUACUUUGAGCAGUCUGUGGUCUGGGUGCCUGGGGAAAAGCCCAUUCAGAACAAGGAGUUUCUGAAGAGCUCCAAAAUCUUUGACAUCUGCAGAAACGUGACCAUCUACUGGAUUCACCCCACUCCGAUAGCAGCUCCUGAGCUGGCCAACCUUGAAGGGGCAGAAGAAGAAGACCCUGAGCUGCUCAUAGACAACCAGAGCUGGCUGGACGGGAGGAGUGAACAGGAGGUGGAGAAAGAUGCUCAGCCAGGCCCCAGGCGUCGGGCACGGCAGCUCACCGAGGAGGACCUGCCCAUCAACGACUACCGUGUCUUCACCAUGUUCCUGGGGCGUUCUGGUCAUGUUCCUGAUGUUCCUGGG
Messenger RNA from Merops nubicus (carmine bee-eater), 807 nucleotides. RefSeq names its product tenomodulin (gene TNMD). Lineage: Eukaryota; Metazoa; Chordata; Aves; Coraciiformes; Meropidae. The record is from RefSeq and is a predicted model, not a curated record. The annotation marks the transcript as partial. Gene Ontology annotation, biological process: negative regulation of endothelial cell proliferation; negative regulation of angiogenesis. The transcript is spliced from 7 exons.